AUGAUUUCACGUUUGUUGUGCAAGUAUUGCAUCGAGGAUGAAGAUGCCUACGUUUACGACGAUUCGAUUUGUGCUCUAUCAGAAUGCCCAGCUUCAAACAGUUCUCAUUACACGCUUGCCAUUAUUUUCAUCAAGCCUUGUAGCCUAGUCUACACCGCCAGCUUUUGGAAUAGCAAGGACGAGAAGUGGGUUGUGAUCCCGAAACUUCCUUACUUAGAGAAUAUCACUGAUAUCACUUUUUAUAAGGGUGAAUUCUAUGUUGUCGAUAGCAAAGGGAGAAUGGUUGCAUCGAGUGGGUUCGAUGAUGCUAUUCGACCUCUGAUUACGCGACCAACUUGGGCAUUGGAUAGAUGGAGUAGCUUGAGUGACAAGGUAUACUUGGUAGAAUCAGCAGGAAAGUUAUUGCAAGUCCUUCGUUGCUACCCCGACCUUACCUUACCAAAAUACAUCGAUCAACGAGUUUCGAAAUUCAUAGUUUGGGAGGUUAAUGUUGACAAAGGGGAGACUAAAGAAGUGAAGAAUUUGGGAAAUAGAGCACUGUUUUUAGGUCUUAAUUCUUGCUUUUCAAUGGAGGCAUCUCCGCAUUGUUGUAAGCCUAAUUGCAUCUACUAUGUUAGCGAUUAUGGACACCACGUAAACAUGGGCGUAUAUGAUAUAACCUCCGGCCAAAAAAUCGAGGAUCACAUUAGUCCAAUUGUAGCAGCAACAAGUACAUCUUUCUGGGUCGAAGCUCCUUCUAGCUGUUGUAUCAAAUCAUAA
This is a messenger RNA of Chenopodium quinoa (quinoa), 759 nucleotides long. RefSeq names its product putative F-box protein At1g65770. Lineage: Eukaryota; Viridiplantae; Streptophyta; Magnoliopsida; Caryophyllales; Amaranthaceae. Bases 1 to 759 code for a protein of 252 amino acids. The record is from RefSeq and is a predicted model, not a curated record. The transcript has a single exon.